Molecule: messenger RNA, 575 nt
Organism: Racocetra persica
Lineage: Eukaryota; Fungi; Glomeromycota; Glomeromycetes; Diversisporales; Gigasporaceae
Source: the annotation of a GenBank genome assembly
CAAUAGGAUUAAUUCCUUUAACAUCAGCUGAAUUAGAGGAUGAAUUGGAAUAUUUUAAAAUUCCUAUAUAUCCACCUUCUUCAUUCUCAUCAACAACUUUAUCUCCCAAUCAGUUAUCCUUACGUCACAAAAUGAUAGCUUCCGAAAUUGAUUCUUUUAUUCAAACUCUAACUUCUACUCUCUUAUCUAUAUCUUCUCAAUUCAAAAAAGAAUUUUUCUUUAAACGUAAUUUUCAAAUUUAUUUUGAAAUAAAUUUUCAUGAUAAUGAUCGAAUAACGGAUUUUAAUAUAUCUCCAUAUGUUCCUACAACUUUGAAACAACAAUUACAAAAAGAAUUUGAUGGCUUUUCCUUAUUGGGUUACGCUAUUUUAGAAAAGUUUGGUGAAGAUAUUGGAAGAUAUAUGAUAAGCAAUGUUCAAGGUUGUACUUGGGAGUGUAAUAAAACUAAGGAUGUUGGAUGGGGUGGUGUACAUCAAAUAUAUAAAAUUAAGGUUGGUGUUGAGAAUAGUUUUGAACAUGGGGAUGUGGUUGAGCAUUGUUGUUUGGCUAAUGUUGGUAGUGGUAAUGGAAUUUGA